Messenger RNA from Lactuca saligna, 435 nucleotides. NCBI's taxonomy places the organism in Eukaryota, Viridiplantae, Streptophyta, Magnoliopsida, Asterales, Asteraceae. The record is from the annotation of a GenBank genome assembly.
AUGGUGGUUGAAGGCAUUAAUUAUAAACUGGUGAUUAGAGAAUUAUCCAACUGGGAACCAAAUAUUGUGUGUAAUAAAGAAGUUUUGGAUCGUGGUAUAACAAAUAUCUCUGGUGAUACGGAUGAUGAGGCUCUCGAAUAUGAAGUAAAUGAGAGUAAUUACACUCUAAUUGGAAAUAAUCAACAAAAAGAUGGUGCAUUUAUUGAUUAUUUUCCAAUUAGAAAGGAAGUGAAUGAAGACCGAGGUGCGUGUUUUGUUAACAGAAAGGGUGGAUUCUUCCAAACAAGCGGGUUGAAAUCAAAUGUUCUGGUGGGAGAUGACAAUCAUUUCUCUUCCUCGAAUCUUGUUGUUGCCAAUUCUCCUUCUACGACAGCUGCCUCCUUUUGGGUUACGACUGUUCAUCUGGUUUCAGGCGUGUCAAUGGUUCAAAACUAG